Erigeron canadensis is the source of this 1513-nucleotide messenger RNA. RefSeq names its product benzyl alcohol O-benzoyltransferase-like. The record is from RefSeq and is a predicted model, not a curated record. The transcript is spliced from 2 exons. NCBI's taxonomy places the organism in Eukaryota, Viridiplantae, Streptophyta, Magnoliopsida, Asterales, Asteraceae. Gene Ontology annotation, molecular function: acyltransferase activity, transferring groups other than amino-acyl groups. The coding region runs from base 1 to 1308 and encodes 435 amino acids.
AUGGCCCAGAUCAAUACUCCCUUCACUUUUAAAGUCAAGAGACAUGCACCAGAGCUUAUCCGUCCGGCUAAGCACACCCCACAUGAACUAAAGCUUCUAUCUGACAUUGAUGAUCAAGAUUUUCUUCGAUUUCAAAUACCUGUGAUUAUGUUUUAUCGUGAGAAUCCAAAAAUGAGAAAUAAGAAUCCAGUGAGUGUGAUAAAGGAGGCUCUGGCGAAGGUUCUAGUCUUUUAUUAUCCGUUUGCUGGCAGGCUCAAGGAAGGUCCUGCAAAGAAGCUAAUGGUGGAUUGCAGCGGUGAAGGUGUGUUGUUUAUUGAAGCGGAUGCGGAUGUGACGCUGACGCAAUUUGGAGAGUCACUUCACCCUCCGUUUCCAUGUGUAAACGAGCUGCUUUAUGAUGUUCCUGGAUCUUCUGGCAUCCUCGAUUCGCCGUUGCUGCUAAUUCAGGUGACACGACUUUUAUGUGGAGGUUUCAUCUUUGCUUUACGACUCAACCACACCAUGAGUGACGCAUUUGGAAUCGUUCAAUUUUUGAGAGCAUUAGGUGAAAUGGCACGGGGUGCGUCGUCACCAUCAACUUUGCCUGUGUGGCAAAGGGAGUUCCUAAACGCAAGAGAUCCACCACGUGUGACAUGUACUCAUCACGAAUUUGAUGAAUUUAUAGGCACCAGAAAGGAUAUAACCAUCGGAAUGAAUAACAUGGUUCUAAAAUCAUUUUUCUUUGGGCCCGUUGAUUUGUCAGCCUUACGUAAAUUUGUUCCACAACACCAUAAAACUUGCUCUGAUUUUGAGGUACUAACAACUUGUUUAUGGCGUUGUCGUGUCAUUGCUCUACAGUUAGAUCCUGAAGAGGAGACAAGGAUUAUAUUUGCUGUGAAUACACGUACAAAAUUUAGUCCUCCCCUCCCAAUGGGAUAUUAUGGAAAUUGUUUUGCCUAUGCCAUUGCCAUUUGCACUGUUUUUGACCUAUUAAACAAACCUUUUAGCAAUGCGUUAGAGAUAGUGAUGAAGGCAAAAUCUAGUGUCAACGAAGAGUACAUGAGAUCUCUUGCUGACCUGUUGGUAAUCAAAGGACGACCCAAUCUCACAGUUUUACAACACUAUGUUGUCACAGAUGUGACACGUGCUAGAUUUGAUGUUGUUGACUUCGGGUGGGGGAAGGCGGACUAUGGAGGGCCUGGAGCUACAGGCCUUGUUGAUUCUAGUUUCUAUCUUCCAUACACAAACACUAAGGGUGAGUUUGGAAUUAUGGUGCCCAUAUAUUUGCCAAAUGUUGCGAUGGAAAAGUUUGUCAAAGAGUUAAAAUAAGAUGUUGACGGGAGAUAACAGCCACGAAGUACUUUCCAAACUAUAAAUUUCACGUUUUGAUUCUAAUAGACUAGGUAGUAAGAGCCCUUUUACUUUAAAAAGAAGCUCUUAAUACGAAUUUGUAAUUGAAAUGGCACUUGUUUUUAAUUUAAUAAACAUACUUUAGCAUAGUUUUUGUAAACAAAUUUCAUAUACGAGAAUAAAA